UUGAUGUAUAACCUCUUCCACUCCUAUUUAAGAGGGAUAACAACUUCGUUUCCUCACAUGUUUUCUCCUCUAUCCUAAUUCCUACUCAGCCUACCUUUGUCUUCUUCCUGCCUUUCCGAGAAGAAGUCAACAUGAGCGGGAUUGUUCGAAGAAGAGUUGCUCCGAUGGAUGCCGACGAAACAGGGUCGGUUGACAGCUUCGAGGCUGUUGGCUUCAAGGCCGUGAAGUAUCAGCGGAUUCCGGAUGACGAGAUGCCGGACAUCCUCUACAGCGUCCAGUACUGCUCCAGCACUGGACGGCUUAUGGAAACACGGGAGAGCGCAAAGCCCUUAGAUCCCAAGACAUCCAACACCGGCCUCGAGGAGACAUCCAAGCCCAGCCCAGUCAUCGAAAUCAGAACCACCGUCCACGCCAGAUACGACGGCGGCGACUACUAUGACGACCCACCCUAUCCUCCCCCUGAGCCGUACUGGUCAGGCUCCGACAGCGACUGCAGCGACAACCUACCUCGUACGCGCCGCAACCGGGAGCCUCACGCUAAGGACCGCACCGAGAUGGUCAUCCACUCAGACCACCUCAAAGCCGCUCUGUCGGCGGUCGUCUCCUACUACCGCGAGUUCUCCCCCGAACACGGCAUCAUCAGAGCCCCCUACCAAGUCCUCGUCGACCACUGGAAGGAGCUCGAGCUGUACAAGCUCAACCAGCCCAGCUGUCACGACGCCGAGUACGCAGACACCACAACCAAACACAUCGACGUGCUCCUCUCCUUUCUGAGAACCACCUUCUCCGAGCGCUUCGUGGCCGAGCGACUCCGCCAGGAGGACCCGCGCGGUCCCAUGGCCACCUUUGACAACUUCUGGACCUUGCUAAAGCCCGGCACCGUCAUCUACCGCGACCGCAACGGCACCCUGGUGCCGUACAUCAUCAGUCUCGUCCGUCUCGAGGGGCCCUACGACGCCCAAGGCAACGGCGAAGGUGAUAACUCGUAUUACCUCGAGUUCUGGAACAUCCAGUACAGCCGCGGCCUGUUGCGCAGGCGCAUGAAGUCGUGCACCAUCUCGGCCUGGCGCGGCGAGCGACUGAUUAACUCCUUGUCUGUCAUCCCUGAGCGGUUUGUCACUGAUGCUGCGAAAGUCGCCGCCGAGAAUCUCAAGCUUGGUAGGCUCUACUGGGAGCUGGCGAAGCAGCCUUCGUAUAUGGAAUAUGAUGGGCAAGUGACCAACGGCGACAGGGCGAGCGGCGGGAGGGGGUACAAGAUGACGGGCCGCGUGGUUGUUGAUUGCGAAGGAUGGGAGCGAUUUGGCGACGGAGGAGUUUUGCCGCAUCUUCGUCGGCCGCGCCGUAACCGCGACAGCUUGAAUCUGGAUAUCCUCCCGCAGGUGAAGUCCAAGUGCGCUUGCCCUGCUUGUUGCAACAACAACAAGUCUUACCCCCCCACCCAGAAUGGCGGACAACGAAGCGACCCAAGCCCCUUCGUCAACUUCGACAAACUCAACCCCAAGACCGACUCCCUCCCCGACAACGCCUGGCUCUACUUGCACGUCCUCUCGCCCACCAUCCCAGCCUUCAUCCUCUCCGAGCGCCGCUGGGCAUACAUCCACCUCUCCGGUCUCGGUCCCGUCCGCCCCGACCUCGACGCAUUCAAGUACCUCGUCUUGGACCCAGCCAUCAAGUUAACCGUCAAGUCUUUGAUCGGCAAAUUCGCCGCUCCUUCUUCGGCCACAGAAACAACCCCCCCUCCAGCAGCAGGUAGAGAAAACAUGCUCACCCCACAGACAGCCUCCUCCUCAGCCCUCACCCCCUGGCCCACCGACUUCGUCCGCAACAAAGGUCUCGGCCGCAUCUUCCUCUUGCACGGCUCGCCCGGCGUGGGAAAGAGUUGCACAGCAGAAUGCAUUUCCGAACUCGCUCGCCGGCCCCUUUUGUCUCUCACCAGCGGGGACUUGUCAACAUCCAUGUCCUCCUCCUCCGUCGAGCGCCGCCUCUCCUACUUCCUCGAGCUAGGCGAGCGUUUCGGCGCUUUAGUCCUUUUGGACGAGGCCGAUGUGUACCUGGAACGUCGCCGGACUCGGGACUUAAAGCGCAACGGGCUUGUUUCCGUGUUUUUAAGGGCAUUGGAGUAUUUCCGCGGAGUGUUGUUUUUGACGACGAACAGAGUAGCAGCCUUCGAUGACGCUUUUACGUCUAGGAUUCACGUGGCGCUGUAUUACCCCGAGCUGGGGGAGGACGAACGAAGAAGAAUUUGGGGGUAUCAGUUUGAGAGGUUGGAACGUGAACCUUUUUCUUCUCACUCCUCUGCUGCUGCAGAUGGGUCUGGGUCUGGGUCCGACGGCGGCAACCAAGUUGGUACUGACAAAAGGUUCAAGUUCUACAUCCCCCAAUCAACAAAGGAAUACGCCUUCCACCACCCUGCCGUCCUGGCGCUCAAAUGGAACGGGCGCGAAAUCCGCAACGCUUUGCAAACGGCCGUGGCUUUGGCGGAAACGGAAGCGGCUGAGAGUCACCCCGGUUUUUCCAGCGGCGGCGGACUUUCGAGUGCGACGACGACGACGACCAUUGCGUUGAUGGAUAAGCAUUUGAAGGCCGUGGUGGGGAUGAGUAGUGGGUUUAAGACGUUUAUGGAGGGUGUCAAAAAGAAGAGGAAGGGGAAGGCGAAGGCGAAGGCGUUGUUGAGAGCGGGGGUUGAUGUUGCUGAUGAUGAUGAUGAUGAUGAUGAUGAUCACGACGACGAAAAUGAUGGGGAGUAUGCGGAUGAGGAAGAUGGGGAGCACGACGGGGAGGGCGAGGAGGAGGAGAGCGAUGAUGAUGAACAUCCUGGUAAGAUGCCAAAGCCUGUUUUUUUGCACCGUGUUGAUGUCGAAUCGAGAUUGAAUAGGUGGAAUGAAUGAUGUUUGGCUGACUGGUGUUUUUUUUCUAUUAUUUUAUUUUCUUUAUAGGAAGCGGGUUUUCGUCAGCCUCCGAAAAUGGGUAUUAGAGAAUGCCUUUUUGAGUUUAAAUAGUUGGAAAGAUGUUUGGCUGACUGGUGUGUUUUUUUUUUCUUAUAGGAAGCGGGUAUUCAUCCAACGGCUCUGAAUCAGGGUAUUAGAGAAUGAAGGCUGGUGAUAUACCUAUCAAAGAGGCCGACGGGAAGCGGUGGAGGAAUGAGUUUGACAAUUAAGAGUGGGUAGAAGUUGAUCUUUUCAGUCUUGGAUAGCCUACGGGUAAGAUCCAUCUAUAA
Messenger RNA from Neurospora tetraspora, 3217 nucleotides. RefSeq lists its product as uncharacterized. The record is from RefSeq and is a predicted model, not a curated record. Lineage: Eukaryota; Fungi; Ascomycota; Sordariomycetes; Sordariales; Sordariaceae. Gene Ontology annotation, molecular function: ATP binding; ATP hydrolysis activity. The transcript is spliced from 3 exons. The coding region runs from base 132 to 2888 and encodes 918 amino acids.